Phoenix dactylifera (date palm) is the source of this 519-nucleotide messenger RNA. The record is from RefSeq and is a predicted model, not a curated record. NCBI's taxonomy places the organism in Eukaryota, Viridiplantae, Streptophyta, Magnoliopsida, Arecales, Arecaceae.
AUGGAGAAAACCUCGACAGAAGCCGAAGCAACCGUGGCAGCUCAGAAGGAGGUGGGAGCACCUCCUCCGGAGAAGAAGGUGAUUCUGAGGAGCUCCGACGACGAGGUGUUCGAGGUGGGACUCUCGGCGGCAUCUCAGUCGGUGGCGAUCAAGAACAUGAUCGAAGACGGCUAUGCCGACGGCGGUAUCUUCCUCUUCCAAGUCACCGGCCCAGUGCUCGCGAAGGUGGUGGAGUACUGGAAGAAGCACGCCGAGGGCGGUGGCAGCUCCGAGGAGCUCAAGAAGUGGGAUGCCGAGUACGCGAACAUGGAGAAAGAUCUCAGGUUCCAAGUCAUCGAGGCUGCAGACUAUCUCGACACCCAGCCGCUGCUCGACUGCCUGUGCCAGGCGGUGGCCGACACAAUCGAGAAUAUGUCGGUGGAGGAUUGUCGCGAGUACAUGGGAGUCGAAAACGAUUUCACUCCUGAGGAGGAAGCCGAAGUCCGGGCCAAGUACUCUUGGGCCUUCGAGAAUCCUUAG